CUAUCAUAGUAUAUUUAUUUUUAUAUGUUAGUUUUUUCUUUCUUAUAUAAACUCUACUACUUUUCCGAUCAAAACACCUUCAUACAAUCAACUCACCAUGGAGACUCUCUACCUCAUCCUUUGUUCUGCUCCAGUUUUGUUAGCUCUUUACGUUGUCGUUUUCAAAACUUCCGAUAAGAAUCUGCCACCAGGAAGCAUGGGGUGGCCCAUAAUCGGUGAAACGAUUGAGUUUCUAUUUGGCAAGCCGGAAAAUUUCGUGUUCAAGAGAAUGAAAAAGUACUCCCCAGAUAUCUUCAAAACCAAUAUUCUCGGAGAGAAAACCGUUGUGAUUUGUGGGCCCAACGGCCACAAAUUCCUCUUCUCGAACGAGCAGAAGUAUUUCACGGCGUUCCGACCCCACUCCAUGCAACGCAUGUUCAGAUCCUACAAAGAGCCGAAACAGGCCCAAGUCCAGCACGGCCGAGACGAAGAGGCAAAGGUGUUGCGCUCCCCGGGCUUUCUGAAGCCCGAAGCACUGGUCCGGUACCUGGUGAAAAUGGAUUCCAUAACCCAAGAACAGAUGAAGGCCCAUUGGGAGGGGAAGGCCCAAGUCAACGCCUACCCUCUGACGAAAACUCUGACGUUGACCCUGGCUUGUCGAUUCUUCUUGGGGAUCGAUGAGCCGGAAAGGAUUGCGAGGCUAGUGGAGAACUUUGAUGACGUGACUGUGGGGAUGCAUUCGUUGAUGGUGAACUUUCCAGGGACCAUAUUUUAUAAGGCGACUAAGGCUGCAAACGCUUUGAGGAGAGAGCUGAAGGGUGUGAUUCAAGAGAAGAAAGAAGGCAUGGCUCGUGGGGCUCCGAUGCAUGACAUAUUGAGUCAUAUGAUUGUCGCCACUGACCCUUCUGGGAAGCACAUGGCUGAGGCUGAGAUUGCUGAUAAGAUCAUGGGCUUGCUCACUGCUGGCUAUAGCACCGUUGCCACUGCCAUGGCCUUUUUCAUGAAGUAUGUGGGCGAAAGACCUGAUAUUUACCAGAAGGUCCUCCAAGAGCAAAAGGAGAUUUGGGAAUCGAAGAAAGCAGGCGAAUCGUUGGAAUGGGAAGACAUAAACAAGAUGAAGUAUUCGUGGAAUGUUAUUUAUGAGGUUAUGAGAUUCACUCCUCCGCUUCAAGGCACUUUCAGACAUGCUCUCACUGAUUUCACAUACGCUGGUUACACCAUUCCCAAGGGCUGGAAGGUAUACUGGACUGUGAGUACAACAAACAAAAAUCCAGAAUUUUUCCCAGAACCAGAGAAAUUUGACCCAUCACGAUACGACGAUGUAAGUGUAUUUCCUCCUUUCACAUUUGUCCCAUUUGGAGGUGGGCCCCGCAUGUGUCCUGGCAAAGAAUACGCUAGGCUAGUUAUUCUCACUUUCGUCCACAAUGUAAUGAAAAGGUUCAAUUGGCAAUUAAUUUACCCAAAUGAGAAGAUUAUAGGUGAUAUGAUGCCCACCCCUGAGAAAGGUCUUCCAAUACAUCUCCAAUCUCAUUAGUUUUUUUUUUAAUAAAAUAAAUCUUACAAAUAAGAAAAAUAAAGUCCCCCUUCUACCUCAAAAAGUUAUUAUAAUAUUGUGUAUUACUUCUUUACUUUUCUUUGUAAUAUUUUUGUAACCUUUUCUAGUUGCAAGACAUAUUGUAUUAUCACAAAGGAACGUUAUAAAUUAAAGUAGAUGAUAAAAUAAAGUAAAGAUAUUCAAUAUUA
Humulus lupulus (European hop) is the source of this 1722-nucleotide messenger RNA. RefSeq names its product beta-amyrin 28-monooxygenase-like. The record is from RefSeq and is a predicted model, not a curated record. Gene Ontology annotation, biological process: sterol metabolic process. The transcript has 3 exons. The coding region runs from base 98 to 1513 and encodes 471 amino acids. Lineage: Eukaryota; Viridiplantae; Streptophyta; Magnoliopsida; Rosales; Cannabaceae. Gene Ontology annotation, molecular function: oxidoreductase activity, acting on paired donors, with incorporation or reduction of molecular oxygen; iron ion binding; monooxygenase activity.